This is a messenger RNA of Fusarium graminearum PH-1, 1168 nucleotides long. RefSeq lists its product as uncharacterized. Lineage: Eukaryota; Fungi; Ascomycota; Sordariomycetes; Hypocreales; Nectriaceae. Bases 128 to 841 code for a protein of 237 amino acids. The transcript has 2 exons. The record is from RefSeq and is a predicted model, not a curated record.
CUUCCACGUACUGCUCAAACGAUACAUACGACCUGUAGCAGAGAGUCCCAAUCUUGCGACUCUGCGUGCUUCUUCAAUUCCUGCCUACGUACGCAUUUUGUGCCAGUGUUGGCGCCCUCUCUCAACCAUGCUUGGCUAUAGUUGCUUCUUGCUUGCUUUUGUCGCAGCCUCAACAUCAGCACAGAAUAUUCCAGAGGUUCCAGCAAUAGCGACCGCAACCUCGACUGCGAUAUACUAUCCGACCUACAUUCCACCGGCAUCAGUCAUCUUCAAGCGAGACGAUUCAUGCCCAGCCAACACAUUUCGGUGCUCUGAGGAGCUUGGCGAGAGAUUCCGCGACAUUUGUUGUCAAAACGGCCAAACAUGCGCUGUUGACGCCGACGACGAACCGGCCUGUUGCCCAUCUGGGGCUAUAUGUACAGGCACAGCUCCAGCUUCGGCUACCGGCGCAGCAACCGCUUCACCAUCCUUCGUUCCCAAUUCAUAUUUCGCUUUCCCCUAUGCCGCAGCGACCUUCGAGAACGAGGCCUCGUGCACUUCUGCAGUUAGUGCUUGCGGGGAGAACUAUGAUCAAUGCGUCAACUACCUUGGUGACGGAGGUCAAUAUGGUGUCACCAUCGUUGUGCCCGGCGGCGGAGGCACCACCGUUGAGGGCGGUGGACAGGCUUUGGGCUCUUCCUCAGCAACUGCUGUCUGCUCAAGUUUGAGUUCACGUGCUUGUGGCAAUGUUUCCAGUGCUGACUGUUCAGACUAUGGGAACCAUGCGUCGUCUUCUAACAGCCCUGGCUUGUGGGUUGCCAGUCUCAGUGCAGGCAUCACGCUCCUCAGUUUCCUAGUCUAAAUCCAGGAAAACGCCAGUUUGCCAUUGCGGACGGCCAUCACUUGUAGACUAUGAGCUGCAGGCUCAGCUGUAUCCCCGACUGACCGACUUUACAGACUCACGCUUCCCGAAACAACGCAAGUUUAAAGAAUUGCUCUGAGAGGGGGCACUGACGUGGCGGUAACAGUGAUUGACGGCCAAUUGAUGAAUCAUAUAAUGAGCGCCCCAGGCUAAAGUAACUGCGGGCUAUGAAGCGUGCUUAUGUUGUAUAUAGGAUUGCAAUCUGGCUUAUAUUAAACGGUUGGCACUUUUUAUAUAUUUGAACAUCUUCUAUCGUUCUCUCUGUCA